GGUUGAACCACUACGCGCCUCACGCGAACUGUCAGUGAAGUGCCCGUUACAUUACGAAACUUGCAGUCAUGAACAUCACAGUAUUGGCGGUUGUUGUGGCGGUGUGCCUCUGCGUCUCUGAGGGCGCUCCCGACGGCCGGCUCGCAAGGAAGCAGCAACGCCCCACCCGCGGCUUCAAAAACGUUGAAAUGAUGACGGCUAGAGGUUUCGGGAAGCGCGCCAGGACUGAGCGCGACGUCGAUCAUCAAACAUCGUCGGAUCGCACAAAUCGCGGUACGCCAACAUUUAAGAGUCCUUCCGUCGGAAUAGCAAGAGAUUUUGGCAAAAGAACGCCAGAAUUGGAAACAGAAGAUGAACCAGUUCGCAGGAAGUUUAACCCUAAAGGGCCCUUGAUGGUGGCUUAUGAAUUUGGCAAAAGGAGCAACGAUGACCUCAAUGAGGAAGAGGAGGAAAUUAGGGUGACCAGAGGCACUUUCAGGCCAAACUCCAGUGUUCUUAUCGCGAGGGGAUAUGGAAAGAGAGAGGGAAUGAGGAAUGGAGUUUACGGUCUGGACAAUUUCUGGGAAAAUCUCGAGGCACAAGAGAAGGACGGACAAGAUGGCGCGGACGAGAAGGCAUUGGACAGUAUCCCUCUGAACUGGUUUGUCAACGAGAUGAUUAACAACCCCGACUUCGCCCGAUCCGUCGUUCGCAAGUUCAUCGACCUUAAUCAGGACGGCAUGCUAUCAUCAGACGAACUCCUCAGGAACGUUUAAGCCAAUAGACAAUUUCUAGUUAAUACUCGAACACGUUUCAAAUCGGUUACUCUAUGGAUAUUUUUAUAUAGAUUAUUUAUUUGAGUUAUAAAACUAUGUUUGUAACUUAUGGUACUGUGAUAUGAUGUUAAAUAUUAUCUUCUUCCUUAAAAAUAUAAAAAUUUGAAACUAAUUUUAUGCCUUUAUUUUUUUAAAUUAAGUUAUAUUUAUGAACUAUAUAUUCUUGUAUAUAUAUACCAAUGUUAUGAUGCGAUUAACGUCUUGGUGAGAUAUUCGGUUGAUGAUUGCAAUUUUCCGAUAUGCGAUUAGAGUCGUCAUAAGUUCAUAAAGAUAUAAGAACUGUUUAAUUCUCUCAGCGAAAGUGUAAACGCAUCAUAAAUUCUCAAUUGAGCAUAAUAGUUAAUCCUACUAACUUUGCAGUUGUUUGUUGUUACAUUAACAUAUAAAAUAUCUCUAUUUAAUAACCUAUGUUCUUGAUUAAAAGCAAAUAUAAGAGAUAAAAGACUUAUAUAAUAUUAUUUAUUUAUCAUAUGUAUUUAUAUUUUGUUCUGUAAAGUAGGUGAUUAUUAAAUAACUUCAAAUUAUUCAUUGUUUAACAAAGGGGAAAGGCUAACUUUGGCGAUUUAAUUGAUACAGUAAUAUUUAUUAUAUUAUAGGCUGGGUCAAUUGACAUUAUGUAGAUUGUAGAUUCAUAUAAUACUCUACAUACAUACAUUUAUUUAAAUUUGUCUAAAUAGAAUUUAGGAUGUAUGUGAAUUAUUCGUAUGUGUACUACUGGGUGCCCAC
Nymphalis io (European peacock) is the source of this 1541-nucleotide messenger RNA. Its product is annotated as allatotropin-like. The coding region runs from base 69 to 755 and encodes 228 amino acids. The record is from RefSeq and is a predicted model, not a curated record. The transcript is spliced from 8 exons. NCBI's taxonomy places the organism in Eukaryota, Metazoa, Arthropoda, Insecta, Lepidoptera, Nymphalidae.